UAUGUGUAAAACAAUAUGGCGUUCUUGUGUCCAGUCAGAAUCAGAAGGGGGAAGAAAAAGAAAUCCAGCAGUGGAGAUUCAGACAAAGAUUUAUCAAGACCUGGCUCUGGCCUUAGCCCGGGCAUGGGCCGAAUUACAGGCUCUGCUAGCAUUGAGACACUAGUCCGAGUUGGGAUUGAGAAGGAGCACGGUCUUAGUCCAGACUCUAAAAUGGUGGUACUUCAUGAUUUUGCUCCUUGUGUUGAUGACGAACUUGAAGUAAAACGUGGUCAAAUAGUUAAUGUCUUAUAUAGAGAGAAUGAUUGGGUGUAUGUGAUAGUAGCAGAGUCAAGGAGAGAAGGAUUUAUUCCGCAUUCAUACUGUGCACCAUGUGAACCACACGAUUUAAAGAAAAAACUGCCCAGAAGCCGGUCACCGACUGACCUGGCUCAUAGAGAUGUUUCACAAUUAUCCGUAUCAGACGGAGCUACAAAUGAUGGGCACUCGGAGUUGGGCAGUGAAGGCGAAGCAUGUCCAUUCAGCAAAGACCCCUCAGGACGAUACGUCGUUCUGUACACGUUCCAGGCGAGGGAUGAAAACGACGUUGAUGUAGAAAGAGGAGAGUUUGUUACAGUGUUAAACCGAGAAGACCCAGACUGGUACUGGAUAGUAAGAAGUGAUGGGCAAGAGGGCUUCAUACCUUCAGGCUUUGUCUACCCUGCUGUCGUACAAGCAUCACAACAAGAAAGCACGCAAACACUGCAUUCACCUACCGCAACGAACGCAAACAACUCAAUGUUAAACACCACACUGAAUACCACUGCGCAAGACAGCGACGGCCGCUACCACGGGACUGAGCUAGUCAUGCUUUAUGAUUAUAAGGCGCAAGCACCCGACGAUUUAUCAGUAAAACGCGGGGAAUGGGUGUAUGCAGACUUGACUCAACAAACCGUCGAAGGCUGGCUAUGGGCCCACGCGCCCAAGUCGCGUCGCUCCGGAUUCAUACCCACAGCUUAUGCGCGUGCGCCGCAUACUACGUCUCUUUAAGUUAUUGGAAUUUUGGUCUGACAUGUAAUAUUACCGUUACUACUAUUGGCUUUGUAAUGUACGUCGCCUUUCUUUCUCUAACUCGUGUCUUACAGCACGAAGUUAAGGAAAUGCAAAAAAAUGGAUUGUAUAUGUACAAUAUAUUGUUUAAUUAUUUUUAAAGUAAUGCAUCCAAAUUAACACCUUUGAUUAGAAAUGUAAAAUAAAUAGAAAGUUUUCUUAUCUCCUGAAUAAUCACUCUUUAUAAGAUACGAGUUUGAGAAAGUAAGGCAUCGAUUAUCAACAUGAUAGAAAAUUAAAAACGUUUAUGUUACAACCUGCAUCUUUACUGUUUUUAGGAUGACAGAUGUCGCUAGCGAUCGUGUUUGCUUACAAAAUUUUACUUCUUGUAGCCACUAGGCGCUGCACAAUUUGCCAUGCAAAAUUGUAAAUUGCGGUUUUGGAAUUUAAAUUUGUAAUUGUAAAUUGUACAAAAAUGUAUUAUCACGUGGCGUUUACUACACCUUUAAAAAGCUCCUCUUGGAACCUUUUCAAUAAUGCACAGCCAGACAUUGGAAUAAGCAGAGUAUAAUUAAAUUUCUAACUAUAUAAAUAAUACACAUACGAGUGAUAGUAUUUUAUUCUACAAUUUUGAUGUGUAACUAGCAAUUACUUAAAUACAGUAUGUAUAUAGAGUAAAAUAAAAAAUAAUAAUAUAACCAUUUGUUUUGAUUUUUUUGAAUUUAUCUGGUAUUACAGAGGGAGGUAUUAUUCACUCUGUGUGUAUUAAUUGAAGUAAAUAUACCCUGCUUAUUCCGAACUAUACUUCAUCGUUUUACUUCUUGGCUUCGUUACCAUGCUUAUUCCGGUCGAUACUUCUUCGUGUUCCUUCUAGGAUUUCGCCAGCAUCAAGUUUUUCGCUUACUAAUUUUAAGAGUGUGGGUGUACUAUGCGAGAGAGCACAAGCUUUCGUAUUAAAUUUUGAUGUUGCAGACUGUUGAGAGGAACAUUAUCAUACAACUUUUUUCCAAGUGAUGUUAGAUGUUAGACCAUUAUACUUAUCAUUCCCAUUGGUGCCAAUUGUUAAAAAUAAUCUCUAUAUAACCGUUAUGUUGUGCACAUUCGUGUGUUUAACAAAGGAAACUAUUAAUUUU
This is a messenger RNA of Hyposmocoma kahamanoa, 2159 nucleotides long. It is a transcript of the gene Dlish, whose product is annotated as SH3 domain-containing protein Dlish. NCBI's taxonomy places the organism in Eukaryota, Metazoa, Arthropoda, Insecta, Lepidoptera, Cosmopterigidae. Gene Ontology annotation, molecular function: protein binding. The record is from RefSeq and is a predicted model, not a curated record. The transcript has 7 exons. Bases 16 to 1026 code for a protein of 336 amino acids.